Messenger RNA from Leucoraja erinaceus (little skate), 1504 nucleotides. RefSeq names its product tetraspanin 3a (gene tspan3a). Bases 142 to 903 code for a protein of 253 amino acids. NCBI's taxonomy places the organism in Eukaryota, Metazoa, Chordata, Chondrichthyes, Rajiformes, Rajidae. Gene Ontology annotation, biological process: protein maturation; protein localization to plasma membrane; regulation of vascular endothelial growth factor signaling pathway. The transcript has 7 exons. The record is from RefSeq and is a predicted model, not a curated record. Gene Ontology annotation, cellular component: membrane.
UCACGUGCCCCCUCCCCCCCGCGCGCCCGGCUCCGGCUGCCGUCUCCGUGCACUUGUCGGUUGGAAGCUGAGGCGGGGGGUUGGGCUACAGGCCGCGGCGGUGAAGCAACGACCCAAACCCUCACAGGGACAGUGUCAAAGAUGGGUCAGUGCGGGAUAACGUCGUCUAAAACCGUGCUGGUGUUUUUAAACCUGAUAUUCUGGGCGGCUGCAGGGAUCCUUUGUUACGUUGGUGCCUAUGUCUUCAUUACGUACGAUGAUUACGACCACUUCUUUGAAGAUGUAUACACGCUUAUUCCUGCUGUUGUCAUCAUGGGGGUCGGGGCGCUCCUGUUCAUUAUUGGUUUAAUUGGCUGCUGUGCCACCAUCCGUGAAAGCCACUGUGGCCUGGCAAUUUUUGUGCUGAUUCUACUGAUAGUUUUCAUCACGGAAGGAGUUGUCGUGGUACUCGGCUAUAUCUACAGAGCAAAGGUGGAGGAUGAGGUUGAUAACAGUAUUCAGAAAGUGUAUAGUGAAUACAAUGGAACAUACCCAGAUGCUGCCAGCCGAGCGAUUGAUUAUGUACAGAGGCAGUUGCGCUGUUGCGGCAUCCACAAUUACUCUGACUGGGAAGAUACACAGUGGUUCAAACAAACCAAGAACAAUAGCGUGCCAAUCAGCUGCUGCAAAUCGGGCAUCACCAACUGCACAGGCAGCAUGAACCGUCCUUCAGACCUGUAUGCCGAGGGAUGCAAAGUUCUGGUGGUGAAGAAGCUACAGGAAAUUAUGAUGUACGUUAUUACAGCUGCUCUAGGAUUCGCCGCGAUUCAGUUGCUGGGCAUGUUGUGUGCCUUCGUGGUGCUGUGCAGGAGGACCGGGGACCCUGCCUACGAGCCCCUCAUCCGCGGAGGAACCUAUGCAUAAUCUGCUUCUUGGGUAUUCUGUUUCUUUCCCUUCCCCCUGCCCCUCUACUCCUCCCAUCACCAUUCCCCAACAUUACCUUCCAUACUCAAAAUGGCUCUGCCAUUUUUACCACUGGAAGUUCGGGUUGGAUUGUGACCAUGUAUGUCUAUGGCACAAAAAGUGGUUCUCCUCUUUUUUUUAAUGUGUAUAUAAAGUAGAUUUAAAGCACAUCUUGCAGUCUGAGCUGCUGGGGUUAAUCCUCACAAGUGUACACACAAUAGCUAUAUCUGAGGCUGUAUAACUAGUCGAGAUUAAACCGUACAAAAAUAACUAAUACUGUAGCAAUCAAGGAAACUAUAAUCAGAAGUAACUAUGAAUUGUUUCAAAAGCCUGAUCUUCCAAGAUUUAAGUAUCAACUCUAAUCUAUAACCUGAAUUUUGUUUUAGUUUUACUGUGUACUAUCAAGGUAUUUUACAUUGUAUAGUUUUAUUUCCCAGUUUGCUGUAUUUGUAGUGAGAGUUCUGAUGAACCGUUUUAAAAUGUCUCUUGGAAUAAUGCAGCCUUGUAGCAAGGAUACGAUAUGUGAACUGAAUUAAUGAAUAUAAAGAUUGUUGAAAUUGAA